CAGUGGAAGAGCGCGGUGGAGGUGAGACGCGCCAGCCGAGCUCCCGAGCCGAUCAGCUGAUUGAGCGGCGCCGCGGCGACCGUGUGAGAUCUAGUCAGUGCUGAGCGGGAUGUGCGCACAGCCGCGACACUCGUGUGGCACACUCUGAAUGCACACAGCAGUGAUGGUGCCGGACGCACUUCACCUAUCGGCGGCGAUGCCUCUGGGACCGCCGGCCGACCACGCCAAGACCCUGGAGGCAGUGUGGCGACCCGGACCGGGUGUCGGUCUCUGGGACGCGCCGGCCGGUCAGACCAGCCUGUGUGGCACGGGACGAACGGAGGUACCGAGCUGCGCGGCGGCCUGCCGACCUGACCUGGCGGCCUGCCGACCUGACCUGUCGGCCUGCCGACCUGACCCGGCCUCCGCCUGGAGUCGGAGAUGCGCCGAACCGCGCAGGCCCUCCGAUGGCGCUGGGUACCCGGCUCGCGCUGCCCUGUACCCCGUCUCUGGCUGUACCGAGCUGGCCGGCGGGUGUCCGUACCCCGGCCGGCCGGUGGCUGCGCCAGCUCAGGUCCAGGCGCCGCUCCGCUCGAGUCGAGUCAGCUCAUCAUCAGACGUGGCCAAGGACUUCAGCCAGCCGCUGUUCGUGGACACGACUGUCGAGUACGACCUGCCCAAGGCGGCCUACCCGCCGGAGAACAGUGAGCCGCUGCUGAUGGUGCACCCGCAGUACUUCGAGCACCUGCGGCAUCGGCGCACCCUCGGCGCCGGCUGCGCGUGCCAGCUGUGCAACUUCUACGGCAGGAAGCUGACGGCGGUCAGCAGCGCAGCGCCGGCUGCGGUCACACAAACGUUCCAGAGGCCCGGAGCGCAGCGCGACUGGUCCGCCUUCCAGCUGCCCCAGCAGCUCCAACAACAGCAGCAGCAGCGGCAACAACAGCAGCAGCGGCAGCAGCAGCAGCAACUCCAGCUGCCGCAGCUGCAACUUCAGCAGCAGCAGCAGCAGCAGCAGUAUCAGAGGCAGCAGCAAAUGCUGGUUCAGCCUCAGCAGACGCAGCAGCUGCUCCACCAACAGCAGCAGCAGCAACAACAGCAGCAGCAGCAGCAGCAGCAGCAGCAGCAGCAGCAGCAGCAGCGGUACAACUGUAUGUUCGGCGGCGGCUGCGAGCCUCGCCUCUCCCUGGUGCCGCCGAGUGCCAGCCGCGACUCCGACAGCGGCUACUCGAGCGUCGAGCUGGAGCCGGCUUCCGAAUGGUGUCGCCGGCCAGGCGACCAGGCCAGAGACGUGAUCGCCAAGCGGAAGCGCCGGUACGAGCCGGUGCAGGUGCCGGCCCACCCGGCGCUACCGGAGGUGGUCGGCAAAAGGCCUCGUCUGGCUGUGGCCAGUCAGUGGCCGAGCGGUUACUGAGGUGGCUGGACAGUCACCGAAUCAGUCAGUGAAAGAGCACUCUGUCGGCAGGAAGAGGCUGUGUGUUACUCGGAAGUGUUACUGUGUUACUCGGCAGUGUUAUCGUGUUACUCGGCAGUGUUACCGUGUUCUGUGCUCUCAGAGUGUGUUAUCUAUAUCUCAGCGCGGACCGAACAGUCGAUCUGUGUGUUCCUGUUUGGUCAUCGGCAGCCGGCACCGUGGCAGUUUGUCGGUCCUUCGGUCCACCGGGCCAGGUCCAACGAUCAGUUGGUCCGACGGUCCGCUGGUUCGUCGGUCCGUUGGUCCACCUUGGCUGGAGGCCUUCAGUCCGCUGGUCCCUCGGUCCUUUGGUCUGACGGUCCGCCAUGGCAGACGCAUCCGGUCUGUCGGUCCAUCAUGGCAGCCGGAUCUGUGGUCCGCCGUGGCGUGGUCCUCAGUCCGUCGGUUCGUCGGGCUAUCGGUUCGGUGGUCCGCCAUGACCCUACAGUCCGCAGGUCAGGCCGGUGCAGUGCUGUUCAUCAGUCAGUCAGUCAGUCAAGUCAGUGAGUCAGUCAUUCAGUCAGUGUGCGAGCGGGUCGGGCCUGUUUUUACCUGGCGAUGGUAUCGACAGGGACCGGCCUCGUUAGUCUCCAAUGGUCCACGGGAAAGGCGGCUCGGUCCGAUCGACGCCCGCGAUAUCGGCUGUUGUGAGAAUGUCGAUGGCGACGAUAGGGAGCAAUCGUCGACCGGCAUCGGUGUCCCGAGCUGAUUAAUAUGUAUCGAUAGGUCGUUGCUGCUCAAUUAUUUAUGACGCCAUCAUUUGUCUUUCAUUCCCGAUCGGCUAACUGUGUGAUGGGAAUUGCUUACGUUGCUGGCAUAGCAGCCCUGCUGAGCUAAUAAAACGCCAGCUGGAUACAGUGA
This is a messenger RNA of Amphibalanus amphitrite, 2290 nucleotides long. RefSeq names its product helicase domino-like. The record is from RefSeq and is a predicted model, not a curated record. The coding region runs from base 149 to 1390 and encodes 413 amino acids. NCBI's taxonomy places the organism in Eukaryota, Metazoa, Arthropoda, Thecostraca, Balanomorpha, Balanidae. Gene Ontology annotation, molecular function: chromatin DNA binding; transcription coactivator activity. The transcript has a single exon.